UUGUCAUACAUCAGGAAGUGAUGCGUAUACGCAACCUUAUGCUUUCUGAAGCUGGAUUUCCCCGCAUCAGUCAGUGCUAUGAAGGAUUAGCAAAGUUUUGCUUAAUAAUGUCAUCCAUUUCAACACCUGAUCCGUCUGCGGUGCUGUACUGAACGUGUAAACCUGAGAGCAGCUGGUCAAGCAGUCACUAUUGAGCAUCAUCUGGUAUCCUCCAUCAUGUCAGAUUUGAAUGACAACUCUUUGAACAUAAAUUUAUUGAAAGAAUCUGUGUUAAAGAGGCUCAGCGAGUCUCUUGACAAGGCCAACAAUAAGGGAUGGCGAAAACUGGGGGAGAUCGUGAAAAGAGACAAGCGAUUCAAAGUGAGUCUGGAUGAUAUGGACAUGUGCUCGCUGAAGGUUUUGGAGGUAGAUGGCAGUCCUUCCCGCACCCUGCUCAAACUCAUAGGAGAUAAAGGCUGUGUGUUGGGUGAUCUGGUAGACUUUCUACAGAUCAUGGGUCAAACAGAUGCCCUGCAGUGUCUCAAACCUUCAGGAAUUCAAAUCCUCGUCCAGCCGCAGUCAGUGUCUGUCAUUGCUGGACACAACCUUCGUCUAAGCUGUUGUGCUGUUAGUGCUUCACGUGUGCAAUAUCAAUGGUUUAAGAAAACAGAGGAGGUUCCUAACAGCUUCUCUGCAGACCUGGUGUUCAGUCCAGUCCAGGUCAAAGAUUCAGGCUUUUAUAUCUGUAGAGUGAACUGUGGAAACACAUAUGAGUUCAGUCACUGGGCCCAGGUAGACGUCCUUGAUGUUCCACCAAGAUAUGGGUUAGUAUCUCUGGUAUCAGAGGGCAGGCCAAAAGUGCUGAUCCAGCCUCAACCACAAAGGCUGCUGGUGGGUGAUUCACUCUAUCUGGAGUGUGGAGCUAUUGGCAGACCCCUACCACAAUAUCAGUGGUACAGAAAUGGAGUUCCAAUCAAAAAAGCCACCAAGAGGAAGUACAAUGUUGAUCUUUUGUUGCCAGAGCACAGGGGAAGAUAUCGCUGUGAGAUCUUCAGCAACAAUGAGAGAACAUGGAGCAAUGAAGUGGAUGUCAUUAUUGAAAAUCCUUGCCAUCCUGAAAAGAAAGAGCCAAGGAUAUCGCCUGAAAUUUCAGGGGCGAUGGAAUGCUCUGAAGAUGACUUUUUGACCAAUGAACAGGAUUACAGUUUUGAGAAACCUUAUGCUACAGACAAAGUGGCUCUUCUGAUUGGUAACCUCACAUAUCGAAACCACCCACAGCUGAAAGCGCCCAUGGUUGACGUGUAUGACCUCACCAAUCUGUUGCGGCAACUAAACUUUAAAGUGGUGUCUCUGCUAGAUCUGACAGAGUCAGAGAUGCGCAACGCUGUGGAGGAGUUCUUGUCCCUGCUUCAUAAGGGAGUGUAUGGUUUGUUGUAUUAUGCUGGCCAUGGUUAUGAGAAUUUUGGGAACAGUUUCAUGGUGCCAGUGGAUGCCCCAAAUCCAUACCGUUCAGGCAACUGUCUCUGUGUGCAGAGCAUUCUGAAACUGAUGCAAGAGAAGGAAACUGGACUUAAUGUCUUCCUAUUGGAUAUGUGCAGAAAAAGAAAUUUACAUGAUGAAGCCAUGCCGAAUGUCAUGCUUAAAGUCACAGCCAAUAUUGUUUUUGGAUAUGCAACUUGCCAAGAUGCUGAAGCUUUUGAAUUGAGUUCAAGUGGAUUCACCAAUGGAGUCUUCAUCAAAUUCCUGAAAAGGCGCCUCCUAGAGGAUGAAAAGAUAACUGUUCUGCUAGACAGAGUGGCUGAAGAUAUGGGUCAGUUUGACCCCACAAAGGGUAAACAGGCUCUGGAGAUCCGCAGCAGUUUGUCAGAGAGGCGUUCCCUCACCGAUCCCAUCCGCCCUGGAGACUACUCCGAUCCAACCCAGGCACACAACCUGCUCUGGUCUAAAGCACAUGAACUGCCAGAGAACAGAAUUUUGGACUUUGAGUGUGGAGUUCAGAUAAAAAUGGACUUUGCUGCGGAGUUCUCCAACGUGCUGGUCAUCUACACCAGCAUUGUGAAAAAGCCAGAGGAGAUGAUGUCAUGUCAGGCACACAUCACUAACCUCCCUCUGGACCUGGAUGUAGAUCCUAAGCUGAUGAAUAAGGAGACUCUUGAGGAGACGGGAAGCUUCUUACUCUCAGGCAGUCUCCCUCAGCACUGCCUCUAUACCAGGCUUAGCUCAAUACAGAAACUCAAGGAGGAACUGGCAUUCACUGUCUGCCUUCAAGUCCUGUUUAACUCUCUAGAGGACCUGGUCCAAUGGAACAUGGACGUUAACAUUGGAAAGCCUCUCACUGCCAAACUGGAUCUCAACCGGCCCACCCGGAAGAUUAGCUGCCAACUGACCUGUCACAUGCCCCAUAGCCCCUCGACCAGCCCCAGCCACAGUCCCGCAUCUGACCGCCGCUUCCACAGCCAGGACUCCUACUUUCCCCAGCAGUACGCCAACCCCUACCUCAAUGUCUUUGAGCCUCUCCAUGGAGCAGUUGGGGGAUAUGGGGGCUUUCCAAUGCAUGCUGGUCACACAUAUCAAUAUGAAAACAUGCCAUGCUCUCCUUUCCUGACCCCGCCAAGUAUUCCCAUUGAGACCACCGAUGACAUUGAUGACAUGCAGAAUGAGUUCAUAAAUAGCUUGCAACUCUAUAACCGUCCUUGAGUGUUUCUGUUUAUCGAUUUAGAUGUUUUGGAAGAGCUCCUAUUUCCAUCAUAUCUUAUCGACUUUGGCCAAGUUAGUCUUUCUGAGGUUAAUCUAUGAUAGUGCUUUAAGGAAUAGUUCACCCAAAAAAAUGAAAAAUCUGUAAUUAUUUAUUCAUCCUCAUAUGGUUCCAAACCGACAAGUCUUUCUUUCUUUUGCGGAACACAAAAGGGAUGUUUUAAAGGAUGUUCCAUUUGCUGAUUUCUAUUCAACAGCAGUCAAUAAUGACUUAAAAAAGCAUCCAAAAAUAUCAUAAAAGUAGUCUAUGUGACUUGUGCAGCAUUUUCCAAGUCUUCUGAAGGCAUACAAUCACUUUGUAUGAUGAACAGACCAAAAUUUAAGCUGUGAAGGGCUCAAAUCAAAUAUGGUGGCAAUAACAUCAAACCUCAUGGGUUUUUGCGUGCCUUGUGGUUUGAUGUUAUUGAUGUGUAGCCAUAUUUGCUUUAAUCUGGGAACAUGUAAUGCACCAAGCGGGGCACCUUACCUAUAUCAUCCUAUACAGAAUGAUUAAGGAUAGUGGGGUCAGUGAGUUUAUCAUACUGUACAAAUUAUAGCCACAUACCAAGUCAUCACUACCAGCAGUUUUCAGUCCUCGACUUCAUGUGACAUUUAUUACUACAACUUUAAAUUUUUGCAUAAAGAAAAAAACUGUAACAUACUGUCAUUGUAAGUAUGUUAGUUAAAUGUUACAUUAUAAUUUAUGUUAAAGAUACUGUAUCAUUAUCACCUCAUUACUUAAAAUGUAUUUUCUCAUAUAGAUUUUAAACAGACAUUUAGACAAAAACCACAUUUAUUUUUAAAUAAAAAUGCAUAAAACUUA
Molecule: messenger RNA, 3535 nt
Organism: Myxocyprinus asiaticus (Chinese sucker)
Lineage: Eukaryota; Metazoa; Chordata; Actinopteri; Cypriniformes; Catostomidae
Product: mucosa-associated lymphoid tissue lymphoma translocation protein 1-like
Exons: 18
Coding region: 217-2676 (819 amino acids)
Biological process (GO): proteolysis
Molecular function (GO): cysteine-type endopeptidase activity
Source: RefSeq, a predicted model, not a curated record